Bolinopsis microptera is the source of this 2094-nucleotide messenger RNA. RefSeq names its product procollagen-lysine,2-oxoglutarate 5-dioxygenase 1-like. The transcript has 13 exons. Lineage: Eukaryota; Metazoa; Ctenophora; Tentaculata; Lobata; Bolinopsidae. The coding region runs from base 1 to 1182 and encodes 393 amino acids. The record is from RefSeq and is a predicted model, not a curated record.
AUGGUAAUGUCAAUUCUUCAAAUUAUCCUCUUGGUGAUGGUUAAGUGUAGCCUUUCCAUGAAAGUGUUGCACCAACUGCCUCAAUCAGAGAUACUUGAUAUUGUUGAGCGUUCGUGGAUAGAGAAUGACAUUCCCAUCGAAAAUACAGGACUUGACAGUACUGAUGAAAAUGAGCUGGUUGUUUUCAUUUUGAGACCAACAAGCAUCAAUGUUUGCAGCAAAGAUCUUCUCCUGGAUCAUUUGCCAAAACAGAACAACAAACUAUAUGCUGACGAUGCUGCAGACCCAAACAUUCUGAUAGGGCCCAUGGAAAAAAUCAGAUUAUACCACCAGUUAGGGGCUAAAAAAGUUAAGACUGUUGUGGACGAGGAUUUCAUUUACCUUUUAGAUGAAGGUUUUGCUGUUGGGAUGAGGGAGAACAACAGUCUAUACAACUAUAAGAGGAGUACCAGCCCUUGUAUCUUGUCUGCACCAAGAGACAAGUUAAACAUACUUUUCAGGUUUGCAAAUUAUGUUCCCCGUGUAAAUGCAGCAGUAACGUGGCCAGACUCCUUCAACUGGCAUGGUUAUUGUCACAUUUGUGAUGAUAUCCUCAAGUCUCCUACAAAACUUGAGAAGGAUGGACUUAUUGUCAUUGCUGGGUUUAUAUUCCAGUGGACUCCACUCUUGUACAAUUGGCUGUCUACAUUACUGAACCAAGAGGUGAAAUCCAAGAUAUUUUACAUCAUAUACAACAACGUGACUGAGCAUGAGGAGGUAAUCAAGGAGUUUACCAGUAGUUUAGAGGGUUUAGAUGGUCUGGUUCUUGGAACCUCCUUUUUCAAAGACAAAGAUUUAAGUGACAUAAGAGGACACUCUGCUGUAAUGUGCUCAGCUCUGGAAUGCCAGUACUUGUUUACUGUUGACAGUGAGGUGGCCCUCCUUCGAAACAACAUAAUCUCUCACUUGGUCCAAUUUAACAAAUCCGUCAUAACAGCACCUGUUACUUUUGGAAGAGAGCGCUCAAACUUUUGGGGUGAUAUUACUGAGGGAGGAUGGUAUAGGCGCUCACCUGACUACUUUGAAAUUAUCGAUGGCGCCUGGGGGUUAUUUGUUGUACCAUAUAUCAAACUUAUGUACCUGACUCGGUCAGAUGCCCUCCCUGAUUAUCAAGGACAUGAGAAAUACAGUGACAGGAUAUGACACCACCAGACUCCACUCUACCGUUACCAAACUCAGACUUAUACGCUGCAGCGACCAACUGGCAUUCCUGGGUGGAAUUUACUCUGAAUAAACCUGUAGCAUUCAAUGUGCUGCCAGUUGAGGAGGUGAUUGGAGGAUGCUCUGAAGAUGCGCUUGUGUUGCCUUUGUUUACUGAGGUGUAUUGCAAAGCAUUCUUGAGGGCUUUCUCAUCCUACUCGUGGGCAAACACCUCAACUUCCCGAGUGCAAACGUUACUGGUUAUGGAACUACGUUAUCAACUGAUUGUUGAGGGUGUUAUCUCCAAAAGUGUUGUUCCUUAUAUCAAAAUGUUGUUUAACAUUGAGACUACAUUUGAUAUCCCACACGAAGACAUGGUCCUGUUUAUACAGGAGCCGAACGAUAACACAGAAUUCUACCUGAAACGUGGACAGAAGAAAGGUCUGCGAGCUUUUCAUGUGAUCUGGUUCUGGACUGACAGUCUUAAUCAGGGGAUAAACUUCAUGGAUAGAUCCUGCAAAACUCACCUCCCUUCUGGAACAUUACUCGUGAUAGAGGACACCGGAGAAAAGAUGCUUAACCUCAUCGCUACUGAAUCCAGAAAUGUUGGGAUAUAUGUCAGUGUAUUAAGCCUUAAUUAAUGAUUCUAGCUUCUUUAGAUCCCACGGAAGAAGAUUAAAAUUUCGAUCUAGUAGAUAAACUGUUACAGAUAAGCUUAGCUAUUGACUGUUUUGAGAAUACCAUGACAUUUUGUAUAUUUAAUAUUAUAUAAUGAGCAUGGCACGGGUAUUAUAUGGUUUUUGAGUGUUGCAUAUUAUCGAUUGAAUUUUGUUUAGUUUCAAAGAUGACUUUCAUGAAUUGAAUAUAAGAAUAUAAUUUUGUGAGUCCACUGUCUUGAUAGAACGGUUAACCUAA